Vollenhovia emeryi is the source of this 951-nucleotide messenger RNA. RefSeq lists its product as uncharacterized. NCBI's taxonomy places the organism in Eukaryota, Metazoa, Arthropoda, Insecta, Hymenoptera, Formicidae. The record is from RefSeq and is a predicted model, not a curated record. Bases 217 to 618 code for a protein of 133 amino acids. The transcript has 5 exons.
AAUAUAACAGAAAGUUCCUUAACACAAAAUUCGGCAUUAUGUUCCUUGCAUUUUCAAAUAGAAAAUUUCUAUGGAUCUGUUGAGACACGCAUAUGUUUAAAAGAAGAUGCAAUUCCUUUUUUAGCUGACCCAACAUCAACAUUGUGUAAAAAACAAUGCACCAGAAAAUUAGAGACACAUAAUGAUGGCAGACCACUUAAGAAAAGUAAAGGUUCUAUGACACCUGUACUUAUGAAUGUUGACCAAAUAAUCACAGAACAGAACAUUGAUGUUACACAGGUAAACAUACAGGAAGAGUCUAAAUUAUUUAUACAUAAUAAGAUAGCCACCAGAAAUACGCAAGAAAGAGGUACCCAAACCAUAUCACAAUCAUCUUUAACAGUUUGUAAAGGUACUGCAGUAUCUCCUCGCAGGAUUUAUAAUUCACCGGAAAAGGUAAAAUUAAGGGAAGAGUUAAACAGAACGAAAAAACACUAUCAAUCCAAAAUAAAAGCUCUAAAACAGAGAACAAGACGUAUGGAAAGAAAGAUAGCAAAUAUGGCAAAAGUAUUUCAACAUUUAAAGGAAAAGAAUUUUCUCCAAGAAGAACAAUUUUAUAAUUUAAAAGACAUGGUUUGAACAUCCUAUCUCCAAGAUGAAGAUAUAUGUAUUCCUCGAUCCGUGUCACAUGUUAAAACUGAUACGGAACACUUUUGGGGAUUACAAAAAUAUUAUAAAUAAGAAUAACGAGAAUAUAUCAUGGAAAUAUAUCGUAUCUCUGCAUGAAAUUCAAGAAAACAAAGGCUUACAUAUGGCUAACAAAAUGCGAAACCAGCAUAUAGAAUAUCACAAAAAAAAGAUGAAUGUUCGCUUAGCAGCCCAAAUAUUUAGUUUAUCCGUUGCGAGUGCACUUAAAACAUGUAGAAAUGUGUUACAUAUAGAUAAAUUUGCGCAAUCUGAAGCAACAGAGGA